AUGGGAGGCUUCUUGUCUCAUCUGAAACCUGAACAGAAUUCAGAAGUUCUGCCAGCAACGUGUGGUCCUGUUCGAGGGAACAUUUAUAAGCAUAAGAAUGACGUCAUCGUGGACGGUUUUCUUGGAAUACCGUAUGCCAAACCUCCAGUAGACGAGCUUCGUUUCAAGAAGCCAAUUCCAGCUGACACAUGGAAAGAGGCUAGAAAUUGUUAUGAGUACGGACCGGCUUGUGUUCAGACUGGAGGCUUUGAAGGGAUAGCUGGUCCAAGACAAAAAACUCCAGAAGAAGCGGGUUGUCUCACUCUGAAUGUAUUUACUCCGCGUGGUCAGUCAGCUGAAUUUAAAUCGGGUCGUCCUGUGAUGGUUUUCAUUCAUGGAGGAGGUUAUGAAUUGUGUGGUUCGUGUGAUUACUGCGACUACUCACUUUCUGGAACACUCCCGCUAAAAGAUGUUAUUGUUGUCACUGUCAACUACCGCCUAGGAGUAUUUGGGUUCCUCACGACUGACGAUGAUUCAUGUCGAGGAAAUAUGGGUCUUUGGGAUCAAACUCUAGCUCUCCGAUGGGUUCAGAAACAUAUUUCUUCGUUCGGAGGAGAUCCUUAUUGCGUGACAGUCUUUGGACAGAGUGCAGGUGCAUCGAGCACUGAUUUACUGUCAUUGAGUCCACAUUCAAGGGAUCUCUUCAGAAGAUUCAUUCCGAUUUCUGGAUCUGCUCAUAGUGAUUUUGCAUUGAGAACUUCUGAAAAUCAAGCAAAGAUCUUCAGAGAGUUUGCAGAAUUUCAUGGAUUCACGGGAGGGGACUCAAAAGUUCUAUUCAAUUGGUAUCAGACACAACCAGCUGAAACUUUGAGUAAUGUUAAAAACUUCAAGAAGUCAAUUUCUGGAUUUUUGACAUUUAUUCCCAACUUUGAUGGAGAUUUCUUCCCGAAACCACUCGACGAAUUGAGAAAAGAGGCACCAAAAAAACAAAUGAUGACUGGAGUUACCGAGUACGAAGGUCUUAUGAUGGCUAUGAUCAAUCCCACGCUUUCACCAGCUGACAAUGGAAUUAAACUUCUAGCAAAAGAAUCAUACGGGAAGGAUGUAGUGAGUAAUCCAGACGAAACUCAACGAAUGUUUUAUGAGAACUACACGAAGGAAGUGGACGCAUCUGAUGAGUUCGCUAUGAAGAAGAAGUUGAUUGAAGCAUUUGGGGAUGAAUAUUUCAAUUUCGGAGUUCUGCAAGCAGCGAAAUCGGCGGCAAAGUAUGGGAAUGAUGUGUACCUGUACACUUUCAAUUAUACAAACCCAGAUGGAUUUGGAAUGUGGAAUGAUAUGCUCCCAUUCAAAGCUGCUCUUCACGGCACAGAACUCCGUUAUAUUCUCGGAGAAGGCGCAUAUUCGAAGUUCGAUCCCAAUGAGGAAGACUUGAAAGUUCUCGAAAAAAUGACAACACUUUUCUCUAAUUUUGCUAAAUAUGGGUAUGCUUCUAAAAAAAACAAGAGAACCAAUUCUACUUCAGAAAUCCAAACGGAAAAAAUUCAAAUGGAUGGGAGAAAUAUAGUCUGGACAAUCCUGAACGACAUUAUCACAUCGCUUAUCCAUCCAGUGAAAUGA
Caenorhabditis remanei is the source of this 1596-nucleotide messenger RNA. RefSeq lists its product as uncharacterized. Lineage: Eukaryota; Metazoa; Nematoda; Chromadorea; Rhabditida; Rhabditidae. The transcript has 5 exons. Bases 1 to 1596 code for a protein of 531 amino acids. The record is from RefSeq and is a predicted model, not a curated record.